AUGAAAGAAACUGGAAGUAACAAUAGUGGAGGGACUAACGGAGCUGAGAUAAAAAAACCAAAUUACGAGUUAAAGUAUACGUUGGUGGGGCACAAGAAAGCUGUGUCUAGCGUAAAAUUCUCUCCUGACGGAAAAUGGCUGGCUAGUUCUUGUGAGUAUAAUAAUGUAACGGAUACUGUAGCAACACGCAUUUCUCAGCCUUUUGCUCUACAUAGACCGACUGCCGACAAAACAAUCAAAAUUUGGAAUGCAUUAGACGGCAAAUUUGAACGAACAUUAGAAGGACACUCGAAAGGUAUUUCUGAUGUAGCCUGGGCUGUUGACUCGAUGUAUCUUUGUUCCGCUUCUGAUGAUAAAACAAUACGAAUCUGGAGUUUAAAUUCGACAGCUUGUGUCAAAACACUAUCAGGCCACACAAAUUUCGUGUUUUGUGUGAAUUAUAAUCCGCAGUCAAGUUUAAUUGUGUCAGGGUCGUUUGACGAAAGCAUACGAAUCUGGGAUGUGAAAAAAGGAGUGUGUAUGAAAGUGUUGGCUGCACAUUCUGAUCCGGUCACCGCCGUACACUUUAAUCGCGAUGGCACGAUGAUUGUGUCGUGUAGUUAUGAUGGGUUAAUUCGUAUUUGGGAUACAGCAACCGGUCAAUGUUUAAAAACCUUAAUUGAUGAUGAUAAUCCACCAGUAUCCUUUGUAAAAUUCUCACCAAAUGGAAAAUACAUACUUGCCUCGACACUUGAUAACACGCUUCGCCUAUGGAACUACCAUUCCGCGAAAUGUUUGAAAACGUAUCAGGGACACGUGAACAACAAAUACUGUAUAUUUGCGAAUUUUUCCGUAACUAGCGGGAAAUGGAUAGUAAGUGGGAGCGAGGAUCAUUGCAUCUAUAUUUGGAAUUUGCAGACUAAAGAGAUUGUGCAGAAACUUGAAGGGCAUGAAGAUGUGGUGUUAUGCGUGGCAUGCCAUCCUACACGAAAUAUUAUUGCGUCUGGUGCCAUUGAAAACGAUCGAACAGUAAAAUUAUGGUUUGAUACAACCUAA
Molecule: messenger RNA, 1035 nt
Organism: Ambispora leptoticha
Lineage: Eukaryota; Fungi; Glomeromycota; Glomeromycetes; Archaeosporales; Ambisporaceae
Source: the annotation of a GenBank genome assembly